This is a messenger RNA of Rotaria sordida, 423 nucleotides long. Lineage: Eukaryota; Metazoa; Rotifera; Eurotatoria; Philodinida; Philodinidae. The record is from the annotation of a GenBank genome assembly.
AUGGCUAGCAGCAAUACUAUUGAAUCGCUCAUAGGAACAUGGGAUCAUGUUCGCAGUGAAAAUUUAGAUGAUUUCUUGAAAGAGGUGGGUGUUCCUAUGCUUAUUCGUAUGAUGGCAACACGUUCGAAUCCACGUGUAGUAAUCAGUGAAAAAGAUGGUGUCUGGACAAUACGUACUGAAACAGCAUUAAAAACUCAAACAAGUACUUUUACUCCUGGUGUUGAAUUUACAGAUACCACUCCUGGUGGACAGCAAGUACAGACACUUAUUGUUUUUGAAAAUGGAACUUGGAUUCAGAAAAUAACAGACACGAAAGUAAAGGAAACGGUUGUAAAACGUUUUGUUAAUGACGAAGGACUACAACAAGUGGAAAUGACUUGUGGUCCGGCGAAAGCAUGUCGUUGGUUCAAGCGGGCGAACUAA